This is a messenger RNA of Podarcis raffonei (Aeolian wall lizard), 4533 nucleotides long. It is a transcript of the gene NHLRC2, whose product is annotated as NHL repeat containing 2. The transcript is spliced from 11 exons. Lineage: Eukaryota; Metazoa; Chordata; Lepidosauria; Squamata; Lacertidae. Gene Ontology annotation, molecular function: protein binding. The coding region runs from base 52 to 2226 and encodes 724 amino acids. The record is from RefSeq and is a predicted model, not a curated record.
GCGUCCUCCUCUCAGAGUUCUUUCUCUCCGGUAGGGAGUUAGAGAGGCAAGAUGGCGGCUGGCGGGGGCUUGGCCGGCCUUCUGCCCGCGCAGAGCCAGCUGGACUGCGCGCUGGAGGAAGCGACGACGGCUCAGGAGAAGGAGAACCUGGUAUAUCAGCACCUGCGGAAGGUGGACACCUGGGAGCGGGAUUUGAAAGUCCCCGAGUUCGGAGCAGAUUUACAAUGGCUGAAUACAGAAGAAUCACUGUCUCUGUACAAAGACCUUUGUGGCAAAGUGGUGGUGUUAGAUUUCUUCACUUACUGUUGCAUCAAUUGUAUUCACAUACUGCCUGAUCUCCAUGAGUUAGAGCAGAAGUACUCUGUGAAAGAUGGUCUCCUUGUGGUUGGUGUCCAUUCGGCAAAAUUUCCAAAUGAAAAGGUUCUGGAUAACAUCAAAAGUGCUGUCCUUAGAUACAACAUCACUCAUCCCGUGGUAAAUGAUGCUGAUGCAACUCUUUGGCAUGAGCUAGAAGUAUCCUGCUGGCCAACCUUGAUCAUUGUUGGACCUCGUGGGAAUAUGCUGUUCACUCUGGUUGGUGAAGGACACAAGGACAAAUUAUUUCUAUUUACAUCCAUAGCCCUAAAGUAUUAUAGAGAACAAGGACAAAUCAAUGCUAAUAAAAUUAGAGCACAGCUCUAUAGAGACUAUUUACCACCUUCGCCUUUGCUCUUUCCCGGCAAAAUUACAGUGGACAACUCUGGGGACAGAUUGGUAAUAGCAGAUACUGGACAUCACAGGAUUGUGGUUGUCAGGAAAAAUGGUCAAAUUCUGCACACUGUUGGAGGACCAAACAGUGGAAGAAAAGAUGGGACAUUUUCAGAAGCAUUAUUCAGUUCUCCACAGGGAGUGGCUAUAAAGAACAAUAUUAUUUAUGUAGCAGAUACAGAAAACCAUCUGAUUAGGAAGAUUGACCUCCAGUUAGAGAUGGUGAGCACUGUUGCAGGAAUUGGAUUACAAGGCACAGAUAAGGAAGGAGGAGCCAAAGGGGAGGAACAGCCUAUUAGUUCACCAUGGGAUGUAGUCUUUGGAACAUCAGUUUCAUCAACUCAUGAAGAUGAUGUUCUGUGGAUUGCCAUGGCAGGAACACAUCAAAUCUGGGCACUCAUGUUAGAAUGUGGAAAACUACCAAAAGGAAGUGACUUGAAAAAAGGAACCUGCCUCCGGUUUGCUGGGAGUGGAAAUGAAGAGAACCGAAAUAAUGCAUAUCCCCAUAAAGCAGGCUUUGCCCAGCCCUCUGGUCUGACUGUUGCUGCUGAAGAGCCUUGGAACUACCUUUUUGUAGCCGACAGUGAAAGCAGCACUCUGCGCACCAUUUCUCUGAAAGAUGGAGCUGUGAAACACCUUGUAGGAGGAGAAAGAGACCCAAUGAAUUUAUUUGCCUUUGGUGAUAUUGAUGGAGCUGGAAUAAAUGCAAAGCUACAGCAUCCCUUAGGAGUAACCUGGGACAAGAAAAGAAAUCUCCUUUAUGUUGCAGAUUCCUAUAAUCAUAAGAUUAAAUUUGUAGAUCCCAAGAUGAAGAAUUGUGCUACAUUGGCAGGUACAGGAGAAGCAAGCAAUGUCAUCGGUUCCAGCUUCACUUCCUCAACUUUCAAUGAACCCGGAGGCCUGUGUGUUGAAGACGGAGGUUGUUUGCUCUAUGUUGCAGACACAAACAAUCAUCAGAUAAAAGUGCUAGAUUUAGAAACCAAAAUUGUUUCACUGCUACCUCUCCAGAAUGCCAACACCGGAGACAUUCAGGAUGGUCCAUCUGUGCAAAAGACUGAUAAGACAAAAUUACCAAAGCUGCCUAAAUCUGCUCCAAAUCUUCAGCUUCCUUCACUGACUGUGAGCCCUGGCCAGGCACUUCAAUUUGCACUGAAACUCAGCCUUCCUCCAAAUACCAAAUUGACAGAAGAAGCGCCCAGUUCAUGGUUUCUCACAUCAGAAGGCAGUGAAUGGCUGCUUCAUGAACAGGACACAUACGGAGAAAUUGAGGACAUUUGUAAACAGCCUAUAAUCCCAUUGCGAAUACCCAUGAACUGCCUAUCAUCUGAAGUUGUACUGUCAAUCAAAGCGUGCCUCUAUUACUGUAGCAAGGACAGCAGUGCCUGCAUGAUGAAAGGAGUCUCAUUCAACCAGACUUUCCACAUAGCUAAUUCAAGCCAAGGUAGAACAUCUCUGAUUGAGCUUAUAUAUGCAUUUUAACUAAGCCAAAGCAAACAAAAAAACCACUUAUUUAUGUUUUAUUUACUACUGCCUACUUUUAAAACAGGAAUAAAUUGUUUGUUGAUUUGCGAUUUUCCCCUUCCCCCACCUUUUCACUUCUGGUCUACCAGCAGAGUGUAACAAAUUUAGACAUGUAGUUUGGUGCCAAGUUCACCUUGAAAGCUUGUGGAAAAUAACUCUGAUAAGUGUGAUCAGAUGAAGUAGAAAUGCAUUGUGCUGAAUCAUGCAAAGUGUAAUAAAAUUCUAGUCCUUUAUUUCUUGCAGCAUAAGCAAUAAAUGCAGAAGUGGGUUUGGGUCAUUGUGUGAAUAGUGGAUAAUCUUAACAAGGAAUCCAAUACUGUAAUAUCAUAUAAGAAAUUUGCUAUUAAGUAUGGUCGGAUUCAUUUGGAGCUAAACAAAAGCCUAAGUGUAUUUUUCUCCUGGAAUAAAUGGUUGAAAUGUGGAUAUAUAUUUUUCUCGAUUAAAAACACUAUGUUUUCCCCAUAAUAUUUUGUAUUUAAGGAACUGGUGUAUUCUGAAAUGAUCCUAAAGUGAGCUAGGCUUAUUUUUUAUGCAAAUAAUCUCAGUUAUAUAAAACUAACUUAUGCCUUAUGUUUUCUUGAUAACAAUUUAUGAGAGGUCCAUGUUUGUUUUCUAUUACCUAUCUAUUUAGCAGUGGCAUUCUGUAUUUUUUCGCUAACUGCCAUGUCUAUUCACAUAUAAUGGUGAAAACUUCAGUAUUUAAUUAUUUUAGGCUAAUUAUUUUAUUAUUUCCUAAUAUUAAGAUUUCUUGUUCAGAUUUUUGGCAGUGCUGUGUUAAAACCAAAUGGACAUUGACCACACUUUGUAUCUAUGCCAGACUUUAUUCAAAGCUUUAUUCAUGUUUCCUUAGCACCAUUAUGCUUUACAAAAGGCAUUUGAGUUUUUGAUAGCAUCACUUAGAUUUAUAUGUUACUUUGAAAGUCUUGGGGCAUCGUUAUCAUUGAUUUGUUAAUAAUACUCAAGUUCUUCCAAGAGGCCAUUAAAAUCAUUGUUCACCAAAAUUACUAGUUGCUGGAGUCUAUGAUGGAUUUAACACAAAGCUCAGUGGAAGUAAAUCAAUAAUCUUUGCAUUUGGUUGCCACCAGCCUUACAUAAAGAAAAGCAAAAAUGUUAAACCCGAAUAAACACAAUUGUAAAAGGCUUUUCAAAAUAAGCAUCUUAUAUAUGUUUGAAGAGACAGAUCUGGAUACACAUAUGCACAAUGAUGUGCACCAAAGUGGCAUAUCUUCCUGUGCAAAAGCUAUGAAAAAUCAUAUUUAAUAUACUUGGAGCAGCAUGUUAAUUGUAAUGACCAUUCUUCUGAACUACUUCACAGCUUCACUAACACUCGGAAGUUAAAUUGCUAGAAUACUGGUCUGAGACUUUUCCUUCUCUAAAACUAUCUUAAGAUGUUGCUGAAGAAUUGUCUAAUGUUUGUGUUUGAAGGAGAAACCAUAUGGUGUGGUAUGGCUUUUUUUCCUCUUCACAAUCACUUGCCAGCAUAGCAGAGAGUUAAAAGGUCACUCUAAUACCAAAAAUAACAGUAUUCCUUCCAGCACUGUCUAAAAAUUGAAUAGUUCAGCAGCCUUCCUGGCCUAUCAUUCAGGCCAGGUUUCGGAACUCUUAAGUAAGUUCAUGCAUGUGACAAAAAAAUAAUAGAUACAGAAUUUUCUUUGCUUUUUGAAAGCUUUUUUAAUACAGAGAGAAAAAUGCUCUAUUCCAGAGUGACAAGACAAGGGCAAGUGAUUAGUAAUUCAUUUUUUUAAUAAUGUAAUUUUUUCUGCCUUUUUACAAUGCUCUUUUUAAUUCUUUGUUGACUAAAAUCCAGGAACCAGUUCACACGUUUUCAAUCACUAGGUUUAAAAAAGAUUUCUGUUUUUCAAAGAACUCUCCACUAAGUCAAACUGUUCUCUUAGCUCAGGAAAUUAAUGGGCUCUGUCCAUUCCCAGUGGACAGGAUACUAAAAAUAUUGAUUUAAGCAAUUCUGUGUAUCUGCAACAAAGCUUUUGUUGGCUAUCAGUAGAAUUAGGAUUAUUGAAAUGCAACAUAUGUGCACUGCAGUAUUUAAAAUCUAGACUUGAAUUUUGUGUUUAAUCUCUCAGUAUCUAUUUUAUAUACAUCUAUGUUUAGGGACUAACAAGCUGCACUGGAGCUUUUUAAAUGUCUGCUGUUUUAUAAACUUUUUCAAACCGAGAGGCUAAUAUAGGUUAACAGCCAGAUGUCCUUGUAUAUGAUUGUGAGUACAUGCUCAUAGAAGCCAAAUCUUCUUAUUCAAACCUUUUUUUU